Molecule: messenger RNA, 2280 nt
Organism: Dipodomys spectabilis (banner-tailed kangaroo rat)
Lineage: Eukaryota; Metazoa; Chordata; Mammalia; Rodentia; Heteromyidae
Gene: Grhl1
Product: grainyhead like transcription factor 1
Exons: 16
Coding region: 158-2014 (618 amino acids)
Biological process (GO): regulation of transcription by RNA polymerase II
Cellular component (GO): nucleus
Molecular function (GO): RNA polymerase II cis-regulatory region sequence-specific DNA binding; DNA-binding transcription activator activity, RNA polymerase II-specific
Source: RefSeq, a predicted model, not a curated record
CCAACCCGUCGGGGCCGCUGCUCCGGACCCGCCAGCCGCCGCCGCGCGCCGCCCGCCGCCCGCCGCCGCCUCCUCCCCCCGGAUCGGGUGUACUGUCCCAACCCGAAAGUCCAGUUCUGCGGCCCGGCAGCGGCGAGCGAGCGAGCGAGCGAGCGCGAUGACACAGGAGUACGACAACAAACGGCCAGUGUUAGUUCUUCAGAAUGAAGCACUUUAUCCUCAGAGGCGCUCCUAUACUAGCGAGGAUGAAGCUUGGAAGUCUUUCCUGGAGAACCCUCUCACUGCGGCCACCAAAGCGAUGAUGAGCAUCAACGGGGACGAGGACAGCGCGGCUGCGCUCGGCCUGCUCUACGACUACUACAAGGUCCCGAGGGAGAGACGGUCAUCCACGGCAAAGCCAGAGGUUGAACACCCAGAGCCAGAGCACAGCAAAAGAAACAGCAUCCCAAAUGUGACUGAACAGCCCCUCAUUGCUGCCGGAGAAAACAGAGUGCAGGUCUUGAAAAACGUGCCCUUUAACAUCGUCCUUCCCCACGGCAACCAGCUGGGCGUCGAGAAGAGGGGCCAUCUGACUGCGCCGGAUACUACAGUCACGGUCUCCAUAGCAACCAUGCCUACACACUCCAUCAAGACGGAAAUCCAGCCACAUGGCUUUGCUGUGGGAAUCCCCCCCGCAGGGUAUCACCCCGAGCCCACGGAGCGCGUGGUGGUGUUUGACCGGAAUCUGACCGCAGACCAGUUCAGCUCGGGCGCUCAGCCUCCCAAUGCUCAGCGGCGGACUCCAGACUCCACCUUCUCUGAGACCUUCAAGGAGGGCGUUCAGGAGGUUUUCUUCCCCUCGGACCUCAGUCUGCGGAUGCCGGGCAUGAACUCAGAGGACUAUGUGUUUGACAGUGUUUCUGGGAACAAUUUUGAGUAUACCUUAGAAGCAUCCAAGUCGCUGCGGCAGAAGCCGGGAGACAGCACGAUGACGUACCUCAACAAAGGCCAGUUCUACCCCGUCACCUUGAAGGAGGUGAGCAGCAACGAAGGGAUCCACCACCCCAUCAGCAAAGUUCGAAGCGUGAUCAUGGUGGUUUUUGCAGAAGACAAGAGCAGAGAGGAUCAGCUACGGCACUGGAAGUACUGGCACUCUCGCCAGCACACUGCUAAACAAAGGUGCAUUGACAUAGCUGACUAUAAAGAAAGCUUCAAUACCAUCAGUAAUAUCGAGGAGAUUGCUUACAAUGCCAUUUCCUUCACCUGGGACAUUAACGAUGAAGCAAAGGUGUUCAUCUCUGUGAACUGCUUGAGCACAGAUUUCUCCUCUCAGAAGGGUGUGAAGGGCUUGCCUCUCAACAUCCAGAUUGACACUUACAGUUACAACAACCGCAGCAAUAAGCCAGUGCACCGGGCGUACUGCCAGAUCAAAGUCUUCUGUGACAAGGGAGCCGAACGGAAAAUCAGGGAUGAAGAACGAAAGCAAAGUAAAAGAAAAGUUUCUGAUGUCAAAGUGCCCCUGCUUCCCUCACACAAACGAAUGGACAUCACGGUGUUCAAGCCCUUCCUCGACCUCGACACGCAGCCUGUGCUCUUCAUUCCUGACGUGCACUUCGCCAGCCUGCAGCGGGGCGCCCAUGUUCUUUCUAUUGCUUCAGAAGAAUUGGAGGGCGAAGGGUCUGCCUUGAAAAGGGGGCCGUAUGGAACGGAAGAUGACUUCGCGGUCCCCCCUCCCGCAAAGCUGGGCCGGGCAGAAGAGCCUAAGAGAGUGUUGCUGUACGUGCGGAAGGAGUCAGAAGAAGUCUUUGAUGCCCUCAUGCUCAAGACCCCGUCUUUGAAGGGCUUGAUGGAGGCUAUCUCAGACAAAUACGAUGUGCCCCAUGACAAGAUUGGGAAAAUAUUCAAGAAGUGCAAAAAAGGGAUCCUGGUGAACAUGGAUGACAACAUUGUGAAGCAUUACUCUAAUGAGGACACUUUCCAGCUGCAGAUCGAGGAGGCGGCGGGCUCGUACAAGCUCACGCUGACGGAGAUCUGAGCCUGCGCCCGCCCGCAGCCCCAUGGGAGCCCAGUGGUGUCCCCCAGACCUGGCGGCCGUUGGGCCAGCAGAGGCACCCACGCCCCCUUGCAGAUCCUGGCAUCUCGGGGGAAAGAAUUCCCUUUGCCUUGAGGAUGGAGCUGCAGUUAAUGUGUUGCAUGGGCGGUUUUCAGAUGACAGAGAGAUCCGUAGAUGAAUUUGUGUGAAUUUCUAAUAUAUGUAGGAAAUGCAAGGUGAAAACUCUUAUUUCAGGACUUAACUGGCUC